AUGUAUGAUAUUCAAGAAAUUUCCUAUGAAAGAUGCAAGAAAUGUAGAUAUAAAAUUCGAAAUACACAUUCUAGUAGCACUCCACGCGAUGUUAUAAUAGCAUGCUCAAUAGGAUAUCCUAUAAAUCUUGAAAUAUUCGUUAGAACACUUAGACACUCCGGAAGUAAAGCAAAAUGUAUUUUUCUAGUUGACAGCUACUCAUACAACUUUAUCACAGAUGAAAUUUACGAUAGUGUAUAUGAAUGUGGUGGUCAAAUCAUACCAUGCGGCUAUAUUUCUGAAAUGACAAAAAGUGAAAAACAAAAUUAUAUUUAUAUCAUCUGCUACGAGUUCAUUAUGGCGAAUUUUGAUAAAAUAGAUAGAGUUAUUAUAGCAGAUAUGUAUGAUACAGCGUUUCAAGGAGAUCCAUUUAAUUAUCAAAUGGAAGAUGACAAAUUAAAGAUUGUUGAUGAAUAUUCGAACUUUACUACAGAGCCAGGAAUGACCAACAAAAUUUGGAUACAUAAUUUUGAUCCAAAACUUGAAAUUAAAGACGAAGAAAUUUAUUUCUGCACAGGAUUCAUUGGAGGAAAAGUAACAAUUGUUUACAGAUUUCUCACAUUGUUUCUUGAGUACAUGAAGAUGGGAGAUGAGUUCAAAGACCAAGGUUUGUUUAAUUAUCUUUAUUUCUCAGGAAAAUUGAGAAAAUAUGGAAUAGAAGUUUCUCCAAAACGAACAGAUGAAUUUAUAAGACACACUGCUGGUCUACAACUUGGAACAUUUACAAAAAUAGGAAAAGUUAAAACAUAUGACAAAAAAACAUACGCAUCUGUAGUUCACCAUUAUUAUUUGAAUCCAGGAUUCGUGGAUUCAAUAUUCUCUCACUGUCCAAAUAUUAGUUAUGAUAAUUUGUUUGAUAUUUAUCCAAAUGAAUAA
Trichomonas vaginalis G3 is the source of this 915-nucleotide messenger RNA. RefSeq lists its product as uncharacterized. The transcript has a single exon. The coding region runs from base 1 to 915 and encodes 304 amino acids. Lineage: Eukaryota; Parabasalia; Trichomonadida; Trichomonadidae. The record is from RefSeq and is a predicted model, not a curated record.